Messenger RNA from Cantharellus anzutake, 942 nucleotides. RefSeq lists its product as uncharacterized. The record is from RefSeq and is a predicted model, not a curated record. NCBI's taxonomy places the organism in Eukaryota, Fungi, Basidiomycota, Agaricomycetes, Cantharellales, Hydnaceae. The transcript is spliced from 2 exons. Bases 1 to 942 code for a protein of 313 amino acids.
AUGCCUACCGGCUCUGAUUCAGUGGCGGAACUCCUCCUGGCAGAUUGGCAGGAACACGUUGAUGUCCUUGACAGCAGCAUCGUGAGGCUGAGGAGUUCUGUAGAGAAGGCCACGAAGGAGUUGCAGGCUAAGGAUGAUACACAUGAGGAACUCAAGAAGGCAGAGAAGGAUGUAUGGGCAAAUGGCUUCUUGAACCUUUAUCAUGUGGACAAAGCAGUCUCUCGUCGUUCGGCUGGAGUUGAUGCCACUCUGAAGAAGUAUAACGAUAAGAUCUUACAAUUGGCUGAGAUGAGAGGGAGAAAUGGGGUUGCUGAAGAUGCAUGGCUUCCCUCACCGCUCAGAAAGGAGGGUCUCUAUAAGUUGGAUGUAGAUCAAGAUAUAUGGCAAGAUUGUGAUCCUUCACAGUUCGAAGAGCUACCGGCAUGGCUCGCUGAUCCAUGUGUAAAGGAAGGUAUCCCUUUGGCACAGAUGGUUGUCAGCUGCCAAUCUGAGAUUGCCAGAUGCGAGGCUGAACAUGCCAAUCUCCAUCAAUGGAUAUGGGAGGAGAGUUACCAAGCUGUUCACCUAUACUUUUCUGCCCUUGGAAGUGAUGUUGACGUUGCCUUUUUUUCCCUCAUGCAGAUUCACAGGCUUCAUAAGCUACAAAAUCGCUGGGAAGGAAGUACCAAAACUUUCGAGAUCUCCGCUGGUACAAAAGACUGGGCUCCCAAUGACCCUCCACCCUCUCUUCAUGUGUUCCAUAGUCUGCCUGAAGUUCAGGCUCUUGCUAAACAUCAUAACCCAAACCAUUCACCCCCAGUCCACAGGGUGCCUGAUGAUGGUUCUGUCAGGUCCGACAGUGACGAGAGUGAUAUGUUUGAAUUGAAUGGUUCAGAGGAAGAAGAUGAAAUGCUUGCAUGGUUAAUAGAGGCAGCUGAGGCAGGUGGCGCGUCUCUAGAUUAG